This is a messenger RNA of Hibiscus syriacus, 876 nucleotides long. RefSeq lists its product as uncharacterized. NCBI's taxonomy places the organism in Eukaryota, Viridiplantae, Streptophyta, Magnoliopsida, Malvales, Malvaceae. The coding region runs from base 1 to 759 and encodes 252 amino acids. The transcript has 5 exons. The record is from RefSeq and is a predicted model, not a curated record.
AUGGGAACAAGAGGUGGUGAUGUGACACAAGAUAGCAAACGUCUAAUCCCUGAGCAAACUCCACCGUCUAAGUUCGGCGAAAACCAGUACGAUUCUUAUGUGGAUUCUGAUCUCUGGGACAUCCCUUCCGCCCUUCUCCACCCUCAAAAGGGUCAUUUCCACUCUGGGAUCGUUAUCCUUGGCGCCCAGUCAUCUCAGAACAUUGAUUUGACUAAAUUUGAUGUCCAACUUGCUCUUGAUGAGGAGCUGGAAAAACUGGGUUUACGGGUUAUUGGUGCAGGGGAGUUGAGUUUGUUUAAGUACGUCGAGGAAGCUGAGUUUGGACCUGGGUUUCCAGUUAAUUCUGUUUUUGUUAUGGGCAAAUUGUUUGAUGCAAAUCACACUUCUGAGGGGAUUGCCAAAGCUGGGCAGGUUUUAUCUUCAACGGUUACCAAAAGUUCAUUUGAAUGCCAUUGUUCAAAUUCUAUGGUUUAUUAUUAUUUUGUUGAUUUUGUCACCAGAAUAUGCUUUAAAGCUCAUGCAACUUAUUGUUGGAAAUACUCCGCUACAUGUUCAGGGUUCUCUAAGUGGAUGUCUACUCAAAGCUGUCUUAAUUGGCUUCUGGAGGUGAAAUCAUGUAAUGACCGUGUAGGGCCUUCUGUAGUUGUUGCUCUUAUAAAUGACUCAUCGCAGUCUGCUGCACGGAAAUUACAUCCCUGCUUGUGCUAUCAGAACAAGCGAGGACAUUUUAUACGAUUAAUUCCAAUCACCAACAUGUGAUGGUUUGUUGCAUUGGAAAAGAAGGCAAUACUCCACCGCCUGGCGAAGCACCUCCUGUUUCUUCCAUUGACACCAUCUCUACUGGUACAUAGUCGUCCUCUUUUGUUUCUGCCAACA